Molecule: messenger RNA, 581 nt
Organism: Penaeus monodon (black tiger shrimp)
Lineage: Eukaryota; Metazoa; Arthropoda; Malacostraca; Decapoda; Penaeidae
Product: larval cuticle protein A3A-like
Exons: 4
Coding region: 1-495 (164 amino acids)
Cellular component (GO): extracellular matrix
Source: RefSeq, a predicted model, not a curated record
AUGCAGUGCGAAGUCAUACAUCUGAGUUACAUGGAUACAUGUCUCUCAAGGUCGCCGUCCUCGCCUGCGUGGCUGUCGUCGCUCUGUGCGACAACGCCCCAGUCCACGACCCCCUUCCCCCCGUCUACACCCCUAGACCUGCAUAUCACGCCCCUGCUCCCUACCACGCUCCCCGAGCCUGCUUAUCACGCCCACACACACUACGAGCCCGAGUACCCCGAUGUGCCCGCAAAGUACAACUACAACUACGGCGUCGUCGACAGCUACUCCGGCGUCAACCUCGGCCACACUGAGUCCCGCGACGGCUACAAGACCGAGGGCAGCUACACCGUCGACCUCCCCGACGGCCGCAAGCAGAUCGUCAAGUACGUGGACAACGGCGACGGUCUUGUAGCUGAGGUCACCUACGAGGGCGAGGCUCAGUACCCCGAGUAUAAACCCACCUACAGGCCCGCUCCUCCCGCCUACGCCCCCCCUAGUCCCACCUAUGCUUAAGUAAUGAAUGCUUUUAGGGGAAACUUAAGUAAAUGAAUAUAUAACAGGGGUAUAUAUUCGACGAAUAAAGAUUUUAUUUUUAUAAA